Molecule: messenger RNA, 2013 nt
Organism: Mercenaria mercenaria
Lineage: Eukaryota; Metazoa; Mollusca; Bivalvia; Venerida; Veneridae
Exons: 3
Coding region: 341-778 (145 amino acids)
Source: RefSeq, a predicted model, not a curated record
UGAUUGUAUUUUAAGGUUGUUUGAAAUGCAACAUUUGAUAAGCAAAGAAGCUAGAAGCGAUAAAUCAUUUUACCUUAGCAUUUAAAUACUUAGAUAAAGACGAGUACCUGUUAAAUGUAACCAGGGUAAUUCUUACGGACAUAUACAUAUAAAGAGAAGUGUAGUGUUGCGUAUCUAAUUUGUUCUAAAUUCCGUAACAUAACUCAAUAUCAAAUAAUAUAAUUAGCUCUGAUUAAUGUCUAGCUUGCUAUCUCUUAUUUUCUAAGUUAGUAUGAUCUAUCAUCCGGUUUAUUGAUGCUUUGACUCUAUAGGCGAGUAAUGCUGCUAGUUUUAUUUUAAGAUGAAACAGCUUUUAGCAGCAAAUAGGCGAGAACGCAAGGCCAAUGAACCUUUUGAUGUUGAAGACAAAGUCGCGGAGUGUAGUGGAGAUGAACAAGGUGAAACGGUUAGUAUCAACGGUGACCCAGUUGAUGUGACUGCAGAAUGUAGUGGAGACGAACAGGUAGAAAAGGCAAUAAGGAAUGGUGACAAAAUGGAUACUGCCAAAACGGAUGAACAGAAUGUUGUAGCCCGGAAUGGACUAUGUGAAAGUGAUGAGUCAGACGACGAGUUGCGAGACCUUAUAAAAAAGAAAAAACGUUUAGAAAUGGAAAAAGAAACAUUAAGUGACGCCAAGCAAAGAAGACGAGCAGAGAGAGAAAAGCUGAAAUCAAAACUGAAGACAGAUGUAAAAACAUUAGAAACUGAAGUCGCAGAAUUAAAUCUUAAAUACAAAUAAUGUGAAGGGGUAAAACGAUGUAUGUCGAUGCAAUCAACAUAUUACAGUCUUCACUGCGUUCUCCACUUUGUGACAGAAACGUUGCCGAAAACUCUGAAUUCUAGACAAGCGUACGUUUCAGACAAUAAAAAAGCAGACUAAUAUUAUUUUACAGCGUACUGCAUUCUAGAAAUAUGUUGUUCAUGAAUGUACUGCCUCGUGCAUACGACAAUUCAUCUCUCUGUUAUGAUUACUUCAAAGUUUUCUGCACUUGCCACAGGAUGAUCCACCUUAACGUGUGCUACAGAUAGAUCACUAUCACCAAAUUUUGUAAAUUUGAAACGUUUUAUAAGAUUUGUAAACAUGAUAAAUAUUUCAAGCUUAGCCAUUGAAUCUCCUAAGCACAUCCUUGCUCCUGAAAACAAGAAACAGAGCAACGAUUAACAAAUACAUGAGUCGUUCAAAAUCCUAUUUGUUUACUUUUUCAUUCGUUGGAAUGUUUAAGUCAUCUUUAAUAUAUACCGCACCAUUAUAGUCAGACUGUUUUCUUUUAAUUACAAAACGACACUCACUAACUUAUUUCGUAUAAAUACGAUAACUGUGUUCUCAUUAAAUAAUAAGGAUGAAGGAAAGAAAGAACAAAGACAAAGUUCGGAUAUGAACAGCUAAUCAUUAGGAACCCUGAAAGUCUGCAAAUAGUUCACAUAAAUUCACAACAUAUAAGGCAAUACCUAUAGAAAAUGGAAUCAGCUUCUCGUUCCUUUUAAAUUGACUGUUCGCGUCAAUGUGUCGCUCUGGAUUAAAUUCAUUAACACCAUUCCAAACAAUUCUGUCCAUUGAACAUGAGUAGAGGUUGGCAAAGACAAUUGUGUCCUUCGGUAUAACAUAUCCUUGCAAUGCAACAGUCUUUGAUGUUACAUGCGGCAGACCGAGUGGCACUGUAAAAGAUACAAUAUAUAGGAGUGUUCUCAAUUUAUUGACAUUCUGUAAGAUCUCAACAAUAUGAAAAGUGACUCUUGAUUUUCUGAUAUACGAGUAUUGAUAUACUUCUGUGUUAGAAUGCAUUUAAUUAAAUAAGUUGUCAUUUUCAACGGACAAAAUGUCGUUCAGACUGCAAGUUUUUCUAUUUGCACAAAUUUACAUCUUCUCUAUUUUAAUACUAAUAUUAUUAUAAUUAUUAUUUUAAUAUAUUUGUUUUGUAUGGGACAAGAAACUGUAUAUGUUUACGUUACAAUAUAAUAAAUCAUUUGAAUGAA